AUGGCUCUAAUUCUUAGCCAAUUGUUUAUUUCCUUAAUACUGUCACUCUUCUUCUCGCUUACUCUUCUUCCCCAUGCUACUACUAGUAAAGCUAAUUCCUCCUCCGAAUAUUCCAUAACCUCUAUUUUCAACGUCACAGCCGCAAACCACAAAACCAGCCAAAUCCUCUCCUUCAAACCAUUUCAUAAUCAAGAAGAAUUCCCCCAAACAUUUUCAUCAUCUUCUUCCUUCAAGCUCAAACUAUAUCCAGCUGCAUCUCUCUAUAAUACUCAUCAUCAACACAAGAACUACUAUAGCUUAGACCUAAAUGCUUCGUUGAACCCAGGCAUAACCACAGGAACCAGCAAUUUCUUAGUACAAAUCGGAGUUGGAGGACCACCACAAAAAUUCUACAUGAUUUUCGACCUCCAAACCGAUUUCACUUGGCUUCAAUGCCAACCAUGUAUCAAAUGUUACGAUCAACCUGAUUCCAUUUUCGACCCAUCACAGUCCUCUUCAUACACCCUACUUUCCUGCGAAACCAAACACUGUAACUUACUUCCAAAUUCUUCUUGUAGCGAUGAUGGUUAUUGUAGAUACAAUAUUACCUACAAAGACGGUACAAAUACUGAAGGUGUUUUAAUAAAUGAAACGGUGUCGUUUGAAAGCUCUGGAUGGGUGGAUAGGGUUUCAUUAGGUUGCAGUAAUAAAAACCAAGGUCCAUUUGUAGGGUCUGACGGAACAUUUGGGUUAGGUCGUGGGUCACUGUCUUUUCCAUCUCGUAUUAAUGCAUCGUCAAUGUCAUAUUGUUUAGUGGAAAGUAAAGAUGGAUAUUCGUCGUCAACUUUGGAAUUCAAUUCGCCGCCAUGUAGUGGUUCGGUUAAAGCUAAGUUGUUGCAAAAUCCGAAGGCUGAGAAUUUAUACUAUGUGGGACUAAAAGGAAUUAAAGUGGGAGGUGAAAAGAUCGAUGUUCCUAAUUCAACAUUCACUAUUGAUCCAUAUGGAAACGGAGGUAUGAUUGUAAGUUCAAGUAGUUUAAUAACGAUGUUGGAGAAUGACACCUAUAAUGUCGUGCGUGAUGCUUUUGUGGCCAAGACUCAACAUUUGGAACGUUUAAAGGCUUUUUUACAGUUUGACACAUGUUAUAAUUUGUCGUCUAAUAAUACUGUGGAGUUGCCGAUAUUGGAGUUUGAAGUAAAUGAUGGGAAAUCGUGGUUGUUGCCGAAGGAGAGUUAUUUGUAUGCAGUGGAUAAGAAUGGAACAUUUUGCUUUGCGUUUGCACCGUCAAAAGGAUCGUUUUCAAUUUUAGGGACUUUACAGCAAUACGGGACACGUGUCACCUUUGAUCUUGUUAACUCUUUCGUUUAUUUACACACCCUCUGCUGCAACUAG
Medicago truncatula (barrel medic) is the source of this 1371-nucleotide messenger RNA. Its product is annotated as protein ASPARTIC PROTEASE IN GUARD CELL 1. Bases 1 to 1371 code for a protein of 456 amino acids. Gene Ontology annotation, molecular function: aspartic-type endopeptidase activity. Gene Ontology annotation, biological process: proteolysis. The record is from RefSeq and is a predicted model, not a curated record. The transcript has a single exon. Lineage: Eukaryota; Viridiplantae; Streptophyta; Magnoliopsida; Fabales; Fabaceae.